This is a messenger RNA of Jaculus jaculus (lesser Egyptian jerboa), 755 nucleotides long. RefSeq names its product coiled-coil domain containing 197 (gene Ccdc197). Lineage: Eukaryota; Metazoa; Chordata; Mammalia; Rodentia; Dipodidae. The record is from RefSeq and is a predicted model, not a curated record.
GUCUGCCUUCUGCUUGGCUCCUGCGUUGCUUGGGGUACUGAGGGACACUGCUGAUGGCCACAGACGCAGCCCAGGGAGCUGGCCCGAGCCCUCCUGAUGAUGAAGACAGGGACCUGCAGGUUCUGUGGCAAGAACUCAGCCAGCUCCAGGCCAAGCAGAGGAAGCUGAGGAAACAGGUGGAGAAACACAAGCUUUUUGAAGAGUAUCUGCUGAAGGUCUCUGAGAAGAUCCCCAGAGGCUGCGGAGAUGUGGAGGAGCCCGAGGAGGCGAUGGUGGACACAAUGGUGGAGCACUACAGCAAGCUCUUCGCAGCCAGCGAGGACGCCCUGCGGCACCUGGAGGUCGACCGGAUGAAGGAGACCAUCCGCCAGAGCCUGGAGUCCCUGGUGGAGAACCACAGGGCUACAAGCCUCAAGAUUCGGUUGUCCCAGCUACAGAGUAAGUGUCUUCGCAAGCAGUGGCAGUGGAGGCAACUGGAGUUCAGUGACGCCUGCCAGAAAGACUCCAGUCUUGACACUUACCAACUGACCAUUGACAAGAUGGUUCAGCAGUGUAGCUCUGCAGCCAGCAGCAUGCUGGGCAGCAUGGACCUCUUUUCCAAGCUAGACGUGAUCAAGGAAUUUAUGUUGGACAAAAGAGAGACGAGAUUUCUCUCGCUGCCUCUGGAGCCCAGAGUGUGCUGGCAGCAGACAGUCCCAAGGCCAAGGAACGCAGAGGGCACCCCAGACACUUCAAGAAAUAUACAAAGUACCUAG